AUCUUCGUGGAGAGAUCAACGUUUGUUGGCUUACUGUACACGCCGCCAUUGACGACCACCUAACUACUCUCUCUCUCUCUCUCCAUUUCUAUAACUACUUUCUACUCUCUCUCUCUCUCUCUCCAACCCUGAAAAUUUUAAAAUCUCGCAACCUCGAUUGAUCUGUGAGACAAUUAGAGAUUGACGGCUUUAUACAUACAUAUAUAGAGGUACAGGAGUUUUGUUUUUUGGAUCGGUAUUGGUACAGACCUUUCGGAAUUUGGGGCCAUGGAUGCAGCAACGACCUCUCGUUUGCUUCCUCUGAUGAAGCUUUACGGUUAUGAUCGCAGCUGUUUGAAUCAUAAUUCUUCGAUGUUAUGCCCUCGGACUAGGCAUGCCAUGCCUAUCUGCUGCCAUUCAUUGGACGGACAACAAUCUCUUGAUAUCUUUUCACGCAAAGGAUUUGUUUCGUCUUUUGACUCAAACGAUAAAAAAAACAGCAUCCAUGGAGGAUUAUCUCUUCAUGUUCCAGUUCAGAGGAGAAAUCCAGUUGGGAAAAUGUUUUGUUCUGUGGGAGUGUGCCCUUACCCUGGAAAUGCUAUUGAAUCUCCUUCACACACUUCAGAGGAAAAGAUUGGAGUGCUGCUUUUGAAUCUUGGAGGACCAGAAACACUUCAUGAUGUUCAGCCAUUUUUGUUCAAUCUAUUUGCUGAUCCGGACAUCAUACGUCUCCCCAGGUUGUUCCAGUUCCUCCAGCAACCAUUGGCACAACUCAUAUCUGUACUCCGGGCUCCAAAAAGUAAAGAAGGGUAUGCUUCCAUUGGAGGUGGUUCACCUUUGCGAAAAAUAACAGAUGAACAGGCUAGUGCACUUAAAAUGGCACUGGAAGCCAAGGACGUCCCUGCAAAUGUCUAUGUUGCAAUGCGGUACUGGCACCCGUUUACUGAGGAAGCUGUUAAGCAGAUUAAGAGGGAUAAGGUUACAAGACUUGUAGUGCUGCCUCUAUAUCCUCAAUAUUCUAUCUCUACGACUGGAUCAAGCAUCCGCGUUCUCCAAAGCAUCUUCAGGGAAGAUGCAUACUUGUCAAGGCUACCAGUUUCCAUUAUACAGUCCUGGUAUCAACGAGAAGGUUAUAUCCAGUCUAUGGCUGACUUGAUUGAGGAGGAGUUACAGAUGUUCUCUAAGCCUCAGGAGGCCAUGAUAUUCUUCAGUGCUCAUGGAGUACCAGUCAGUUAUGUUGAGGAUGCGGGUGACCCAUACAAAGCUCAGAUGGAGGAAUGCAUUCAUUUAAUAAUGCAAGAACUGAAAGCAAGAGGAAUUAACAACAAUCAUACUCUGGCUUAUCAGAGCCGGGUGGGGCCUGUGCAAUGGUUGAAGCCCUACACUGAUGAAGUUCUUGUUGAGCUUGGCCAAAAAGGUGUGAAGAGUCUUCUGGCAGUUCCUGUGAGCUUUGUGAGUGAGCACAUAGAGACUCUUGAAGAGAUAGAUAUGGAGUACAAGCACUUGGCUCUCGAAUCUGGCAUUGCAAACUGGGGCCGUGUUCCUGCUUUAAAUUGCACCUCUUCAUUUAUCACUGAUCUGGCAAAUGCAGUCAUUGAAGCCCUACCUUCAGCAACGGCAAUGUCAACCUCAAAUACAUCUGAAGACGACGACCAUGACCCUUUUGGGUAUGCCAUUAAAUUAUUUUUUGGUUCAAUCUUAGCAUUUGUUUUGCUCUUAUCACCAAAAAUGAUAUUGGCAUUCAGAAAUCACAUAUUUUAAGAUAGAAGAAAGAAUUGCUGUCAAUACACACGGUGCAGUUAGAGAGAAUGAGAGAUGAAGUAAUGUGAUGGCAGAGUGGUUUGAAAUUACUCGAGGCUUUUCCAAAAUAUCUUUCGGUAGGAUAUAGCCAUAUAGGACGUUUUUGAGGUGUUCCCAAAAUAACAAGGAAUAGUUGCUUUGAUCUAUUGUGUACUUGACAGCAUUCGAAUGUCAAAUUGGUUCUGCCAUAAGAAAAUAUAUUUGAGCAAAAUUUUCCGCCAUAUCUGUUGGGUUUGUUUUGGUUUGAUUUGUAACAUAUACUUCAAAUUGUGUCAUCUACACCAAUUUUAUGGUUUCUAG
Molecule: messenger RNA, 2079 nt
Organism: Ilex paraguariensis (yerba mate)
Lineage: Eukaryota; Viridiplantae; Streptophyta; Magnoliopsida; Aquifoliales; Aquifoliaceae
Source: the annotation of a GenBank genome assembly